Messenger RNA from Giardia duodenalis, 387 nucleotides. RefSeq lists its product as uncharacterized. The record is from RefSeq and is a predicted model, not a curated record. Bases 1 to 387 code for a protein of 128 amino acids. Lineage: Eukaryota; Fornicata; Diplomonadida; Hexamitidae. The transcript has a single exon.
AUGAAGGCGUUUCUCAGUGAUUUACAGUUUAGUAGCUUAACGAGGGAGGAGCCUUCAGUCAUCCAAGCUUCAGUCAUAGACAAGAUCGUCAAUGCAUACUACAGCAAGGAGACUCAGCCAUCGGCGGGGCCGACCGAUUUGGUAACGCAGUUGAUGCAAAACGAUGCUAAGCUCAUGGCAGAGAUAGAGAGCCUCCAGUCCACCCUCAGCGUUGCUCUAGCGCGAAUGCGUGAGCUAGAACUGCAGAACUCAGAACUCAUGAAGCGUGUCUUGCAAUUGCAAGCAUCUCCUGAUAGGGUGGCCGGAAAGACGCGGUCAGCACAAGACAGCUACGUCUUGACAGAUGACUUAACAGUUCACAGCCUGCACAUGUCUCCUCUUGUAUGA